AUGCUUCAAUCCAACACCGACGCUACCUCGUUCAAGCUCCAGCCAGCGCCUCGUCCCAAGUCCAAGAAGCGUCCUCAGAACCCACCCCCUGUCCUGACCUUGUCUCCCAAUGCCUCCGCCUCAACCGACGGCGCAGACACCAAAUCUCUUCGAUCCUGCUUCGAAGACGAAGACGAGGCGAUCACGCCCAAGGCUUCGUCCUUCCACAUCUUUCUGGACGACAAGCACGAUGUCUCUGACAGUGACGCCACCAUCUCAUCCCGCCGACUACGAUCCUCCUCCACCUCCAUCUCCUCCGCCACCUCCACCAAGUCCCUCAGCUCGGUCAACCGUCUCCUCUCCGCCCUGUCACCUACCACGCCCACGCGUCGACCGCAAAGCCUCACCUCUCCCUCGGCAACAGUCACCGUGAUGCUGACGAACAAAUCCCCCACGCCCUCAUCCCCGCUCUUCCCACGCCGCACGCUCAUGCGCAGCCUCUCGUCGACAUGCGUCAACAUCCGCUCACCCACGACGCCGCUCACCCCGUCCCCCGGAGCAACGCUUCGCAAGCGUAUGGGAUGGCGUGGCGCCCAGAGUGCGCAACUGGCAGACGAGACCGCCAUCAUCAUGUCCCCCGGUAGCCCGCUCACUCCUCGUCGCGCCGACGCACUGCACACGCCGACGCAGGCGAGCAUCUCGUCCAUCCCCGAGAACGAGCCCUUGAGUGCGACGCUCAAGGCGCUCGGAGCCAAACGUCGGACGGAACGGUUCGCCUCCACCUGCGCACCUCUUCUUUCCCCCGACGGUGCCGACGUCAAAAGCCCCAAUUCGGAGAAGUUCGAACUCAUGACUGCAACGAGGAAGAUCUUUCAUCUGCCAACGUGGGUGAGGUUCGAGGCGAAACAUCAUGCGCGCACCCAGGCGGCCGAGGAGAAUCGUCAAGCGGCAGCGGGGUUCGAGGAGUUGCGCAAGAAGAUUUCGACCGAAUCGAUGAUGGAGUAUGUGGUGAUGCGGGGGGAGGCGUUGCCCAAGACGAGUCAGUUGGGUGAUAACGCGCCCGCCAGCCCCAAUGGCGAGCUUCUCGCCGGGUUCGGGGUCGAUACUCUCCAUCCUUCGCGACCGAAAACUGAGGUGAAGGAGGAGGGGGAAUGCGUGAUCAGCGUCGUCCGUCGACCGACGAUGGCGGCUCUGCGCGAAGGGCAAGCUUCUCAACCCACCAAAAAGGCCAGUGGCGGCGUGUUUGGCGCAGUUCGCUCCGCCUUGCCUGGCAUACGUCCACAGCGUCGGAUAAGAGACUCACGCCCCCCGAAACCGCUCCUUCUCGCCCCCGCUUCCCUUACCGAUCCGGAACGACGCGAUGGAUGGGGUGGCAUUUUGACCCGAUCGAGCUGGUUCCCGAGCUUCCGACGUGGUCCUCUGGUCUCUCCGACGCCAUCUGGAGCGAUGCUUCUCCAGCCGCUUCCUCGUGGGAAGAGAGAAGAUGACGAGUGGGAGGACAUCGACGAGCCGGUUCUUCCAACGGAUAACGAGCCUACUUCGUUUUUGGAGCUCAACGACGCACCUCGCUUCUUCAACCGUUCGCCCGCAACGACGGGCCCAAGGGGCUGGUUCCCCUUCUCCCGCUCUCCUCCAAAAGACUGGAUCGGCGAAACGCGGCUCGACACCUGGCACACGCGUCCGCUCAAGCCAAGCCACGAAGAAGAAAGCGUUUCGAGCGAGAUGAUCACUCGCGGUGGGAGGAGCGUCGAGAACCGUCCUCUGGGGAAGAAGAAAGGUUUGCGGACAAGAAUCGUUAUGGCCGCCGUGAUCGUCAUGAUCGUAGCCGCCGUCGUGGCUAAUGUGGUGAUCAUUGCGCAGGCGAGGAAGGUGUCGCAGGGUCAAGGGGAUAAGGGAAGGAUGGCGUACGAUCCGUUGGUGGGAAGGAUCGGGCCUGGGUUCGUUCUGCCCCCAACAAUGACGACGACGGUGCCCGAUGCGAGGUCGUCCAGCGUAGCUAGGGCCGCUCAGCUUUCACAGCCCUAG
This is a messenger RNA of Kalmanozyma brasiliensis GHG001, 2004 nucleotides long. RefSeq lists its product as uncharacterized. NCBI's taxonomy places the organism in Eukaryota, Fungi, Basidiomycota, Ustilaginomycetes, Ustilaginales. The transcript has a single exon. The record is from RefSeq and is a predicted model, not a curated record. Bases 1 to 2004 code for a protein of 667 amino acids.